Phlebotomus papatasi is the source of this 21235-nucleotide messenger RNA. RefSeq names its product ecdysone receptor. The transcript has 9 exons. Gene Ontology annotation, cellular component: nucleus. Lineage: Eukaryota; Metazoa; Arthropoda; Insecta; Diptera; Psychodidae. The record is from RefSeq and is a predicted model, not a curated record. The coding region runs from base 6337 to 8136 and encodes 599 amino acids. Gene Ontology annotation, molecular function: nuclear receptor activity; ecdysone binding; zinc ion binding. Gene Ontology annotation, biological process: ecdysone receptor signaling pathway; cell differentiation; positive regulation of transcription by RNA polymerase II.
CGAAAAAUUUACGGUGUAUUUAGGUUAUAGUACAAAGAAAGUGAUGGUAUUUCAGGGAAUUAAACAGUCUUGUGUGUGUCAUUUAAAUUGCAUCAGAAAUUCACUUACAUGUGCAAGAGUUUCGAAAUAAAUGCACAAAUUUUUGGCCUUUUCAAUGUCACUGGGGAAACGGUGUUUCUAUUUUUGGGGUGAAUGUGACUUAGGAAGUUGAUGACUGUGACCCGUUACGAAUAAUCGAGCAAAAAAGAAGCACUUACCUGCACCAAGAGGUCACACAAAUGUUUCGUGGUAUUUUAGUAUUAUACAUUGCCUUUACAUUUUUUUGAAAAAAAAAAAAACUACGAAAAGUUGUACGAUUGAGUUGGGAAAAAUAAAGUAAAUUCGAGGGGAGGAAGUUUAAUUUUUUACCUGAAUUGUGGCUCUUUAAAUGCAUUUUAGUGCGUUUGCAGACAUAUCAAAUUACGUGUUCAGUUGAAAGUGGUGUGUUUGGGCUGUUCUUAUUUAUUCUGGCAGCUACUGCUGAAUUUUUUCCUCAUAUUUUGGGUUAGGUCAUGGUCCUGUGCGUUGGAGUCUCUUUUCCUUCUGUUUCUUCAGUUCUUCUUCCAUUAUGGUUCCCCCAUAGAGAAUUGUAGGGCGAGUACAACUUUUCUCAAUACUGUAUGCUGUGGCUUUUUCCACUAACUAAUAAUUAUCAUUUUGUACUAAAUUAGCAACAUGAGGAUGUUUCCAAGUACAGAGCCAAGGAGAAAGAAAGAAAAAAGUAAAGAAAAUGAACUUUUUAGACAAUGGAAAUAUGCAUCGAUUCUUCUCUCACUGUGCUUUUUAUGCUCGAAGUCCAUAGGGAGAGCAUUUAUAUAAAAUCCAUCGGUUUUAAAUUAUUUAUAUAUUCGACCCUGCCAUCCAAAUGUAACAUACUAUUUAAUUAGAAUUUUUGAAAAAUUCUGCAGUUAUGAGAAAUAAAAUUUAUUGGCUUAUUAGCAUACGUACAGGUCAAACGGUUAGAGAUAGUGACUUGAUGAAGUAGUCUUCCUUAAAAACUGAACACUUCAAAAACGUUUUCUAUGAUUUCUCUUUCAUUUGCGGAAGUAUAUUACACUUGGCAAUAAGACCUUUGGAAGAAUAGGGAAACAUAAGCUUUGAAUUACUUUUUUUUAACAAGUUUACAAGGUCAAAUGUUAAACAGUGCUAUUGACCCUAUUUCUCAAGAAAAUGUGUUAAGUUUGUAUCAGUAAAAAUUGUUUAUUUCUGUUCUUAUAAGUCUGGAGUAGUUCUAAUUGGUUAAGAAGGGGCUAUAAUAAUUGAUUUACAUCUGAAAUUUACUUAUAUUACUCUUAUGUCAUUUCGGGCAAUCUUUGCAGUGACCUAAAUCUGCUAUAAGCCGAUAAACUUAAAAAUAAAACAAUCAUCGAAAAAAUAAUUUUACACCAAUUUUUCGGACAUUGUAUUAAAUAAAUUCGUGAGAAAUUGUGACAUUGUGAGAAAUUCGAGCAUGCCGCAAAGUUGAAACACUUUGCAACUCUUUUUUUAGUAUAACCUUUUUUCCUUUCUUUCGCUCUCUUUUUUUCCAUUUCAAUAUUUUUGCCGUUUUUGCAUAUGAAACCUCUGGCUGUGUGACUAAAAAUUUUGAAUUGCAAAUCUUUGGAAUUAUUAGCAUUUAUUCUUGUCUCAUUCGCGCCUAUUUUUAUGAUUGUGUACCAUAAAAUACUCAGCACACUGGUGCAAAAUAUUCUUCUCACACUUCAUGAAAGAAAAAGGGGUGGCAAAGCGUCCUAGGCUUUGCGAAGUGCUCGAACUCGUGACUAUGCUAUACCUCAAAAAUACUUUCGCAUCAUCUACUGUUUACCUGUUAUCAAUCGAUUUGAACUGAUUCAUUAAAAGAUCCUCCAAAAUUGUUAAGAGUAAUAGAACUGAUUUUCGGACAAAAAUUACUUAGUUCACAACUGGUUCACAACUGAUUUGAACCGAUUUAUGUAUCUCUCAAAAUAUUGCUCAAAAUACACCCUAGGAGUAAUGUAAUUGAAUUUCGGAUAAAAAUUAGUUAUUGUGCACCGAUUCACUACCGGUUCAGAAUCUAUUGGAAUCGCUUCAGUUUUAUCGGAAAAUUUCAAGAUCUUUCCAAUGAGCCCAUACAUGACCCCAUUCGGUUGAUAAAUGCGCAAUCUAGAGCCUUUUUAAGUUUUGACUUUUGGUAUAUGAAUGUAUAUUCUCCUAGGUAAUUUCUAAAACAUAUCAGAAUAUGAAAAAAAUCGCACGGCGCAUUUUCCAGCAAUCCCAGAAAACGUGGAUUUAGAGGAGGAGAGGGGUUGGGGGGAUGCUUGUUAAUGGCCUCAGAGUCGACUUAUGUGGGGUCCCCCGAAAGUCCCAAGUCUCUAUCUCUAACCGUUUAGGGUUAGGCGUCGAAACGACCGGACAGACAGACGGAAAGACAAACAAACAGUGUGACGUCAAAAAACUCGAAGAUUCAUAUUUCUAAAAUUCUACCAAAAUACGACCUCUUAGGGUCCUUAUGGUGUAAGGGCCUUGACAGACAUGAGGAAUAGCCGAGAGAGGGCUUGUGCCAGCUUCAGACUGGAGGUUUUGCCCAGUUCCCGAAGGUCUCAAAAAUCUUAAUAACAAGCAAUUUUAUUGAUUUUUCAAAAUCUAAUGAAUCAUUUUCCCUUAAUAUUCAUUCAAUCCUAAACAUCAAUUUCCUAAAAAAUCAUGCUUGAUAAGGAAUUAGAGGAGUGUUAAGCCAGAUAACUAAGCCUUAGGUCUGAAGCCCGUAUUAGCGUAAUUAUAUUAGAAAUAAUGGUUUAACUAGAAAUCCAUCAUGUUCCACUAAAGUCGUCUCUCGGCUUAAGUCGUAAGUGUGUCUAGGGCAUAAGAAGUCGAAAUAUAUAACUCAAAAUCGCGGAAUUAUGUAUAAUGUUCUCUCUGUGAACAGUGUUCCUGCUUAAGGCAAGUGUUGACUAUUUGUUUUUUUUUUUUUUGAAAAGUCCAAAAAAUUAUAUACUAAAGGGAUGGUUCUCGAAAAUAUACAUUUAUGUCUUCUAGCAUCAUUUAAAUUUUUUCUUCCUCUGUUUGAAUUUAUUUAUAUGGCACCCCAGCUGACCAUGAAACAAUGAAACUAGAAUUGUUCCUUAAGUUGAAAUUAAAAAAUUCCACUAAUUUUUGUUAAAUAAAAGUAGUUCAAUGCUAUAUUAAAUUUUGUAGUAUACUAAUAAUAUUAACUUAAAUACUAGAAUAUACGAAAAAAUUGGUAACUAAUUUAAAUAGGGCAAGGUAUUUCAACAGGUGAUAUUCAGUUACAAUUGUUAUCAUGAAAAAUUCCAUCCUGAUACCUGUAACUGUUUCAACAAAUUUUAGCCUUCAGUUUUUAAUAAUCUUCACUUUUUGUGAAGUUAGGGUGCAUUGUGUUGACAUUUUGGAUAGUAAUUUGUAUCUAUUUGUAGCGUCUAAGAAUGAUCAAGAGCGCAUACGCAUACUCUAAUAUUUGCUGGCCAUGACGAUGCUACGAGCAAGAAGGAGGCAGGAAAAAUUUUAUAUUAUCGAAUGCAAGUUUUGUUUAAAAACGCGAGUCAUCUCUUUUGGAUUCAUUUUCGUUAUGUAUUUCCCUUUAAUUAUAAAAACGGUUUAUUCGUAGUCUUCGUCGUGUUUGUUUUUCACACUUUUCAGUAAUUUUCAUUUUUUUCACGAAUUGUGUGGAUAUUUGUAAACAUAGGGUCGAAAGGCCCCGAAAACGAGGCAACGCAGGAUCGUACUGCCUGGCGACGAUGUACAAGGAGUGUGAACGCCACCUAGUGGGAAAAUAGCAAAGUGUGUAUGUUGCCGUGUGUGGAUUUUUAUGUGAGGUUAGAGUGUAUGUGAUGGCAUCAUAAAAACCAUUUUUGUAUGCCUAUAUUUAAAAACCCUUUCAAAUUUAUUUUCUCGGUUUUGUGACAAAUUGGGACAAAGUGAAUUAAAUUUUCAUGAAUUAGAUACGAUAUUCAAUGGACUCAGUGAUGAGAGUUUGAAAUGACUUCAAAUGACUCGAGAAAAAUAUUGAAAUUUUAUUUUGCAAUACACAAUAAUUAAUUUUUAUGCUUUCAAAGCAAAUUUUAAUUAACUAGGUGUCUAAAAUCUUUCUGUUUGCAAAAAACUUCUGAAAUCAAAUCCUUUCACUACUUUGACAGUCAGAUCUCUGUAUUAGUAGUGCUACAGUGCUGCCUUCUCUCAGUCUAGUUAGUUUUGCUAUAUAAUUGUGAAACUAUAGCUGUACUUUGCUGCGAGUGCUUUGGGGCUGUAAAAGUAUGGUGGUGUAAAGUCACUUUACCCCUCAAUUGGAUGCUCCCCAGCAUUGUGUUUAAAAAUUGCAUAGCGUUGAAUAUAGGAAUAGCACACACAUAUAUUUUUUUUCCACUGGGUAUAUAUAAUAUAUAAUGCCUUCUAUAAAAUGCACUGUACAAUACUGUGGAAAAUGAAGGGGGAAAGGAGAUGGCAAGAGUGUGUGGUUGAGAAAAAAAGAUGGGAAACCCUGUACUAUUGCUGCAUAUAGGAAUGAAAUGGGGAGCUGAGUGAAGAGCACGGUGAAAUGGCUAUCAAGUGGAAUAUUGGUGUGAAGGUGAUAGCCUCUGAAAUCAUUGGGUGAACAGUGGCGUACGAUGGAAUUAAUUGUGAUGUUUUUCGAAUAUAACCACCACUGGCUUAUUCGCCAUCUUUCUCUACUCCAUUCAUGAUAGAGGUCUUCUUGUUUCAUUCAAACUAUCGUCUCGCGGUGGAAUCGUGUGUCAGUCGGGCAGUUUCUCGAAAUCCUCAGAGCAGUUCGGUCGUGUAACUAAAAAUACAAACCAUAGAGAAAAGGUGUUUCUCUCUCACAUUUUCUACACCCAGAGCCAAAUUGUAUUGAUAUUUGGACAUUUAAUUCCAGCACUUGGAUUAUAAAAUUAAAAAGAAAAAAGAGAUUGAAAGAAAAACAUUCUUCACACCUCAUCGCAUCGGUUUUUCUACUGUAUUUUCUCUUGGAGAAAAUUUGCAAAAAAAAAAUAUGUGUCUUUUUGUGGAUGUAUUUGGAGUUUCAUAAGUGUUUUAAAUUAGCCGUGAGAAAGGAGUUACUGCAUCAAAGUGUCUAGGUAAAAUAAAAUUUCGGUGUUAAGUUAUUUGUCUGCACGUUAAAGGAAAAAAAAAAGAAAAACAGAAAGUGUGGAGAAAAACGCCGGGAAAACAGAUUUUAUGCCGAGGGAUUUUUAUUCGUCAAUAAUCUAUCUAAAGCACCGCGCAUAUACAAUUGCAAAAACCACAUAGGACACAAAAUAGUGGUAAAAUGUGGUGAUUAUUGUAUUGGUGAAUAAGUUUUUGUUGGAUGAUAAACUAUCGAUUGGCAAUCAAUUGUAUUCAAGUUAGGACUCUGAAUCUCCAACCCAGUGGUACAACUUCUUCUAGUGCGCACUAUUUAAUGACCAUCAGUGUUCUAUUUGUCGUCAGAUCGAAAUCACGUGCUGUAGAUCAGCAUCAAAAUGGACUCUAAAAUGGAGAAACUCAAAUAAAUUUAAUCGCGUUUAUUGAGAGUACUAUUAAUUCAAACAAGUGACAUUUUAGUGUGGUGUGCAAUAUUUUACAAGGAAUACGCAAAAUACGACAAUUCAGCAGAAUAAAGAGAAUAAUGUUUCCAAUGUAGUGUAAGAGGUGAGAUAUUAACUCUGUAACUUGUAGUCAUUGUAAUUGUAUAUGGUGUAUAAUUUAUAGUAAGUGUUGUAAGAAGUUAAACAAACAAAAAAAACUGUCCAAGAGACUUUGACUUUUGUUUAAUGUGAAAAAGAGGAUCAUACUGUUGUGCAAUCAUAUCAGUGUUGAAAAUAAAAAAAAAUAAAAGAAGUGAAUCGACACUCGAAAAAAUUCACUCUGUAAGCAAAGUGGAGGAAAAAAGAAAAAGAAAAAGUGUUGUGUCAGCUGAAAUAUAUGGAUAAAUUUAUAUAUAUGCUAAUGACAUUAAAUGAAUUAACAUUCAAGUGAGAGCAGAUCAACAGGGGUGAAGCAGCAUGUAUUGGAGAAAUUCAGAGAGUUCUGCAAAUCCCUAUUUGAAAUUAGGUGAUUUCGUUGCAAGUGGAAAAAGAGAUUUGGCACCAAGUGUUCUUUGCUAAUUAACACAAAAGGGGGCUAAUUGCAAAGAAAGCAGCAGUUGACUCUCUUUUCUCUCCCCACUCAUCCCUAAAAUAGUGUUUAAAAAAAAAAACAACUACAAACACGUUGGUCCUAGUUGAGCAUUUCGAUUACUUUUGCCUAAUUACCCUCUAUACCCUCCAUCCCUGUUCAUACCCAAUCUCCGGUGAUACGAUCAACUUCAAGGGUAGUUGCUGGCAACUGAAGUGAGCUUGAAGCAAAAUGUACCGUGUAAAUUUAGUCAAUCAAGUACCACCCCCAGCUCCAGGUGCAUCCCAGCAGCAACUCGUUGGGGUGCUGAGUCAAAUGGAUGCAGGAGGAGGUGGUGGUGGGAGCAAUGGUGUCAUGGUUGGCGGUAUGGGUGGUGGCAGCAGCUCAACGGCCAGUAUGGUUGAAGAUGCUAUUAUGACAUCUGUCAAAGUAGAGCCAAUGCAUGAUACCGCCUCCACAAGUUCAACAACCAAUGGUCAUGUGGUCUACACAACGAAACGACCCCGAUUGGAAGGGGACGAUUGGUUGUCUUCACCUAGUCCGGGUAGUGUACCCAGUUCAGCACCACCUCUAAGUCCAUCCCCAGGUUCCCAGAGUCAUAACUAUAAUAACAUCUCAAAUGGAUAUCCAUCGCCAAUGUCUACGGGCAGCUACGAUCCUUACAGUCCCAAUGGCAAAAUAGGUCGUGAGGAUUUAUCGCCGUCGAGCAGUCUCAAUGGAUACAGUGCCGAUGGCAGCGAAAGUAAGCCGAAGAUUAAGAAGGGACCGGCUACGAGACAACAGGAGGAACUGUGUCUCGUGUGCGGUGAUCGAGCUUCCGGCUAUCACUACAAUGCUCUCACCUGCGAAGGAUGCAAAGGCUUCUUUCGGCGUAGUGUCACCAAAAAUGCUGUAUAUUGCUGCAAAUUUGGCCAUGAGUGCGAAAUGGAUAUGUAUAUGAGACGAAAGUGCCAGGAGUGCAGACUGAAGAAGUGUCUGGCGGUGGGAAUGAGGCCAGAAUGUGUUGUGCCUGAAACGCAGUGCGCGAUAAAGCGGAAGGAGAAGAAGGCACAGAAGGAGAAGGACAAGCAGCAGGUUCCACAGCCCGUGAGUACCACGGACACGUACAAGACGGAAAUUCUGCCGCAACUCAUGAAAUGUGAUCCACCACCCCAUGCGGCAUGUGCCGUAAGGGCGCUCCUACCCGAGAAACUCCUGGCUGAGAAUCGGGCUCGAGGCAUUCCAUCGUUAACGACAAAUCAAAUGUCAGUCAUUUACAAAUUAAUAUGGUACCAGGACGGCUAUGAGCAACCAUCCGAGGAGGAUCUCAAGAGGAUAAUGCAUAGUUCACCGACUGAUGAUGAAGAUCAACAUGACGUUCACUUCCGACACAUUACAGAAAUCACAAUCCUCACAGUACAACUGAUUGUGGAGUUUGCCAAAGGACUGCCUGCCUUCACGAAAAUCCCCCAGGAGGACCAAAUUACCUUACUCAAGGCGUGUUCGAGUGAAGUGAUGAUGCUGCGAAUGGCAAGGAGGUACGAUGCAGCAUCUGACUCCAUUCUGUUUGCCAACAAUCGCUCCUACACGCGUGAUUCGUACAGAAUGGCCGGAAUGGCGGAUACGAUUGAGGAUCUGUUGCACUUCUGUCGACAGAUGUAUUCCAUGACGGUGGAUAAUGUGGAAUAUGCCCUUUUGACGGCAAUUGUGAUCUUCUCAGAUAGGCCAGGACUGGAGCAGGCUGAAUUGGUUGAGGCCAUUCAGAGCUACUAUAUUGAUACGUUGAGAAUCUACAUUAUGAAUAGGCAUGGUGGUGAUGCCAAGUGUUCCAUUCUAUUUGCCAAACUCCUGUCCAUACUAACGGAAUUGCGAACACUGGGCAAUCAGAAUUCCGAGAUGUGCUUCUCGCUGAAGCUGAAGAAUCGGAAGUUGCCGCGCUUCCUCGAGGAGAUUUGGGAUGUGCAGGAUGUACCACCGGGAUUGCAGGGAAAUGUCCCAGGUGGGGUUCAUGCAAAUGGCCAGGCAGCCGGUGGAGCUAUUGAGCCGGCAUAGUAAAUGGGCUCCACUCCCCUAUUAUCCCCCACCAUUUAAAAUCCCUUCGUACUACUUAAGAGAUCUCCUCAAACUAUCUCCACCAUCCUCCAUUACCCCCCAAAAAAAAGAAAAGAAAAGAAAGUCAAAGAAAAUCUUGAGAUUGCAUGGCAAAAUUUAUUUAACCUGUACAUAAGACAUUUUUUGUGAAAAUGUAAUGAAUUUUAAUGUUUGUUAGUGAAAUGAAAAAGAACCUGAUUUUCCGGAUGGAUGGAAUUUGGAAGAUUGAGAGAGGCUUCUCAAAAGCUGUAUGGACUUUUUUUAUUAACACAAAAAAUUCAACAAAAAAACUAAAAAUGUGUUAUAUAUGAAAAAGAAAAAAAAUUAUUAUCAUGUUGAGUGGAGCCCAUUUACUGUGUAAAAUUAUUUUCUCUGAUUUUUUUUUGUUCCUUAAUAUUCAAUCCUGAAAGUAUUGAUUGUGUUCGGCCAAUUUUUUGGGAUGGUAAACAAGAGUUUAUAUCUUUCCAAAUUGUGCCGGAAAACAUUUUGAUGGAGAUGUGCAAAAAAUAUCAGAAUGACAGUAAUAAGGAAUAAAAGAUGAAAUUUAGAAGGGAAAGAAGGAAGAAAGAAAAAAAAUGAAGAAAAUGCUGGAAAAGAAGGCUCCUUAUCGUUUGGCUGUGACUUGUUAUGUAGAAAAGCUAUAUAAUUCUUAAAAAAAAAGAGAAGAUAAAAGAAGGUAAUUUUAGGAAAAAAAAGAGAGAAUGACCAGAAAAAAACCUAUUAGAAUUCUAACUAUAAAGUAUAUGAAAAAAACGAUAUUUAAACAUUUAAAGAGAAGAGAAAAAAAACUAAAAUUUUAAGUAAUUAACUAGUAAUUCACAGAUUUUAUCUCUAAUGGAUGAAGAAGAAAAAAAUAGAAUGUGUUUAGAAUAAUCUUUCUAAUUAUCAUUUUGUCAUUAUAAUUUUUGUAUACGUCUUUCUUACGAUUUAUUAAUCUUUAAGAGAGAAAGAGAGAGAGAAAAGAAAACUAAAGAGGCAAAUUAUGAGAAAAAUAGGAGCACAUUUUAAAAGAGCGAGAGCGACAUUAAAAAGGAUAAUUGAUGAGGAAAAAUUGCAUCAAUUUUUAUUCAGCAUUAUUCUUUUGCUCCUCGGUAUCAACUGAAAUGAGCUGCGCAGCUGAUAAGAAAAUAAAGUGAAAAAAAAAGAACUUAGGAAACUAAAAAGAGAAACAGUGAAAGAGCAUUGAAAAUUUCCCCAACAAACCCAAAUAGACAAAAUAAAAAAGAGAAAUGCAACUGUUGAUCAUAAAACCAACUCGAAUGCAACAGUAACAAAAAAAAAAAUACAACAAUCCUUUACAAAGAAUACAAGUAAAAAAGAGUACGAAGAAUUUGGAACGAGGUGCCUUUUGACAAAAAAAUAUAUUAAUUACAAAAAAAAAAGAAAAGAAAUGAAGAAAGCCAAAAGAAUGCAAGGAAAGAAAUUUGCUGGACAGAGAUUAUUUAAAAAAAGAGAAAAAAACUAAUCAUGUAAAAUGGAAAGAAAUUCUAUGUUGGAGAAAAUUUAAUGAAAAAAAAAUCUAUUGACUGAAGGGAUUGGUGCAAGAAAAAAAUAUAAAUUCAAUAAAUUAUUUCAGACACUAUUUAAGCUGUAGAAAAUGAAAAGAAGAAAACAUUCAAUAAAAAAAGUUGAAGAAAUCUUUAUGAGAAAGGUAAAUUAAGAAAAAAAAUAGCGUAGAGAAAAGUUUUAAAAAAAGGCUGAUUGUUUGAUAUUUUAUAGACAAAAAAAACACACAAGGAAAAUUUUGAUAUAGAUGAGAAGAUAAAUUUUUUUAGUACUAAAAAAAAGGAGUGUUGAAAAAGAAUCUUGCAGAUGGAAUCUUUCGGCAGAAAAGUAAUUUUUGGGAAAUUUUGUUGGGUUGUGUUGCAAAUAUUUUGUCUUUAUUUUCAUUUUAGAUUUCCCCUAUCAAGCCUCAUUCUCUAACUUUGACCGAAGGUUAUUUUCAGAAUGUGAGGUUAUGUUGAGUCUAACCUAAAAAUAAAGAGUAUUUUGAUUUACAAAAACUUCGAAGUUUACUGUUUUAAUUCAAUUUUUAGCACUAGUUUCAAUAUUCGGGAAGGAAAGCAAUUUUGGGAAUUUAAUUUUGCAAUCUCUUUCGUUGGAGUCUACUGUGAACAAAAAAAUAUGCAAUUCUUCGAAAUAAAGUAAUACGAAAUCGAUUAGUAUCGCAAAAAUUGCAUUUUCACUUCAGAAAAGAUCGUGUAAUUGAUAUUUAUUACAUCUUUGAGGUUAGAAUUGACGGUAUUCCAUUAACCCUUUAAGAACGAGAGUGUCAAAAAUUGGGGGUUAGAAAAAAUGACUUUUCCUGACUUUUUAGAGCAAAACGUAACUUUAGAAGGCCAUAGAAUUUUUUUUUGGGAAACCGGUGUCUCAAUCGUCCUUAAAGGGUUAACUUACAAAAGAAUUCAUGAAAUUACAAUUUUUGAUUUUUUGAGUUUAGAAUAUUUAUUCAUUUCCUAUCAAAAAUUUAAAAAUUUUCUAAAGUUUCUGUUCGAAAUUAAAAUUCAAGAUAUUCUACUUGAUCAUGUAAAAAUGUACGAAAUUCUGGUCGUUGAUUUUUUUAGGUUAAAAUAAUUAUUCACUUAAUUUAUCAGAGCAAAACAUUUCUGAAAUUGCUAUUUAUUCAUUUUUAUUUACAAUUAGAGUUAUUUGUAUUUUCAAGAACAAAAUUUAAUCUCUUCGUCAAUUUUUGAGGUUAGAAUAUCAUUUAAUUUGUUUAAAAAAAAAAGACAGAAAAUAGUCUUAAAUAAGCCGAAUAAACUUAAUAAAAUGUUGCUUGUCUCUCAAAUAUUAUUUAAUUGUUUAUUAAAAAGGUUUCUGAUGUUUUCAAUAAAUUGCAAUGACUUUUUAGGUUAGUCUGAUCUGAAAGAAAUGUAUCAAAAAACCUUUUUUAAUUCUGUAGGGGGAAGUGGGGCACUUUUGAAAGUGGGGCACCUUUGAAAUUAGGAUUUUUCUCCUAUGUUUAAGUGGAACUGAGUCAUAUCAUAAUGUAAUUUAGCUUCUCAAUCUAUUUGUGCAGCUAAAUUAUAUCACAAUAAGGCUCAAUUUUAUUUAAAAAUAUGUGAAAAUUCCAAUUUCAAUGGUACCCCACUUUCAAGAGUGUCCCAUUUCCCUCUAAUUACUAUUCUGACCUAGCAUUUAACCACAAAGUUUUCUAUUGUAAUUUGAGGUUAUGUAAAACCUAACCUACAACUUCCAAAGUCUUUAGUUACUAUGCAAUAUUUUCUAACUAAACUAUUUGAGAGACAAGGGAACAAUUUUUUACUCCGUUUUUAUUGAUAUUUUACACUUUUACAUUUUUGAGUUCAUAGAAACCUGAGAAACUUAACCUCUUGAAUGGAAGAUUCGUAACUUAGUUCUUGAGGUUACACAUUGAAGGGAUUGAAGCAAAGACUGCUUGCAUUGCCAAGAUAGGAAGUUGCUUUAAGGUUUUUACACACUGGGAACAAUUUUUUGUCAAAAAUUCCUUUUUUUUUAAGGUAAUCUUCUGCAUUGUUGUAGGUUAAAAAGUCAAAAUUCUGUGAAAAAUACAAUUUUUGACGAACAUGGCUCCCAAUGUGUAGAGGCCUUUGCACAAAAUAAAGCCAAAAUUUGCUAUUCGACGACGAAUUUUGACAUUUAACAUUUUUCUCCGGAUUUUUGAGGUUAGCUCCAACAUAACCUCACAAUUUAAAAAAGCUCAUUUGGUCAAAGAAGAGAAAAAUAAAUAUGAAAAUGGAAAGGCUUGGACAUCUGAUUUUGAAAAACUUAAACCCAUUAAGGUUUUAACCUUUAAGUAUAAGGGGAAUUUAAAAAAAGAAAAACGUCGCAAGGGAUAUUUUAUUAAAAAGUUUAAAAGCACUUUUUUGGAACUGAAUUGAGAAAAACCGUCCGUUUUAGGAAAAAUUUUCUUUUAUUUUUUUUUAUGUAUACAUUUUUAUUAUUUUUAACUUUUACUAUUUUGUGGCAAUCUUGAUGAUAGUAAUUUUCACACCGAAACAAAAGAAAAAAAAUGCAUCAAUGCAUGGGAAAAUUGCACGAAGAAGAGCAUGAGCGUCGAAACGUCUGAAAUUAUUUCUUUUUUUUUUUAAUAAAUUCUAUACGAGGCAUAAGAACAUUUUAGUGACAUACGUAAAAAUUUAUAUUAGAGAAAAAAACAGUGUUAAAAAUUUCAGAAAGAGAAAUUAUAGAAAAAAAAUCAUCUAUUUAAUAUUUGUAGAUAAAUGUCAGAGAGAAAUUUAUGAAAAAUCAAAGAGAGUAAAAUAUUGUUGAAAAGAAUUGCAAUUUCUAAAGAUAUUGAUAAAAUCGAAAUGACUUCAUUUUGAACAAUCUAAUAUCACUUGGAUCUUGUGAUGUCAAUCGUGUCUACAGUCGAAGGAUAUUCCGGAUAAAAGUGUUUGAAAAGAAAACUAAAGAAAAGAGGUAUACAUAAAAUGAACAAGAUGGGGGAGACAAAGUAAUAGUUUCAUUAAAUAGAAAUGACAUAAUAAAAAUGUACAUAAAAAUUUAUCUAAAUGAAGUUCAGGUGAGAUCUAUUGCAUAAUUAUCUGUAAAUGAAAAAAAAUCACAAGAGAAGAAUUAAUUACACAAGAAAAAUAUGAAUAAUUAUGUAUAACAUAAGAGAUAUAUAUGAUUAACAUAUUCUAAUAACCUUUCACCAGAUGAGAAAAGAAAGAAAUCUAAUAUUUAAUAGUCUUACCAUAAUUAAAAAAAAAUAGUUUCCACGAAAAAUAUUAGAUUACAUCGUAAAAAUGGAAGCGUUACGUGAAUUUGUAGGGUUCCAGUGGUAAAAUUUCAAAUAUUCAAAUCUAUCAACAAAGAAAAAACUGUCUUUUGAUGUAACUAAUGAAAAAAAGAAAACAUUUUAAAGUGAAUCAGUUAUCAUUUUGAUGUGCUCAAGUUUUUUUUCCGUUCUUACUCACUAAGACACAAAAGUAAAACCAUUCAAGAAAAGUAAUAGAUUUUAGACUUAAAGAAUAAAAAAAAAGUUCAUUAUAAAAAUAGUUGAAGAACAAAAUGCCACCAUGCCUUAAGGGGUACCUGUUUGCAAAAAAAAAAAAGAUAUAGAAAAAAAACCGCUGUUGACAAAGAAAAUGCAAAAGAAACACAAAAAAAACAGCCAUGAAACACGCUCAGAUGAGAAUCAACAUUAAUAAAAAGCCAUCAAGUACCUCACACUCUUGAUAAAAAAAAGAAAUACAGAAAAAUACAAAGAUUAAAAGCAAAUAGUGUACAGCUGGAACAAAGAGUCAGACAAGAACAAUCAAUGACUUCUCAGUAUGAAAAUAUGGUGGUUGUGUUUUUUGAAAAAUAUCCUUCACUGAUCUUCUAUUCUCUUCCAAAAACUUAGAAUAUAAAAAAAAUACGGUAAGAACUCAAAGUCAAUGUUUUUUUUUUUAAAUUAAAGACUUGAUUAAGUUAUGAUAAAAUCAGAACCGGAGUUACUAUCAUGAUUAAUGCAAAAAUUUAUUUCCAAUCACUUUAAUGUCGAUUUGCUGAUAUUUCACAAAGAUCGUGUAAAUUUGCCGAUUUUUAACACCAAAUUGUCUUCAGUUUUUUACCGAUUUUGUCGUCGUUUAGAUUUGUCCGAGGAUAUCCACGCGGAAUAACUUUGAUAAGAAAAGGAACGAGUAUUUGUGAGAAACUUGAACUAACGCAUCCGGAAACCCAUUGGGAACCCAAAAUAUUUGUGAAAAAGUAUUAGGAACUUGAGGAGAAUUCACUUAGAGAAUUAAAAAAUCAUCUCAAAAGACUUGGGAACUCAGACAGAGUACUUAGAAUACUUAUGAAACUACAAAGAAUUUUUAGAACACUAUAAAAUUCUAGAAAUUGUCAGAAACUACUUGGGGACUCUCGCACAGGACUAGGUACACUUUGAAAUCUACAGAGAACCCAAGGGGUGUGUUGAAAACCAUUAGAAUCUUAUUAAGAACACUUACAUAACUAAGAAAUUAAGGAAAGACCUGCGAAUCCUAAGAAACUUGUAAAGAACUCUUGAGAAUCGAAAUUACUCACGAAAAACUAUUGGUAACUCAAAUGAACCCAAUUGGCCAAUUGAAAAACGCAUGGAGAUGCUUGAGAACCCACGGGGUGUACUAGGAACACUUGGGAAUUCAAAAGAGUGACAGAGAAUACUUGAGAUCUUACAAAGAGCUUUUAGAACACUUGAGACCUCUCAGAGCAUAUUAAGAACACUUGAGAAUCCGAAAAAUCGACAGGGAAAACUAAGGACCCCAUGGGGUGUUAGAAAACCGUUAGGAACCCAAUAGGAACACUUGUAAAACCGAGAAACUGACGAGAAAACAUAGGAAGCCUAGAACACUUGAGAACUCGCAGUACAUGUUAAGAACACUUGAUAAUCCGAAAUUCCGUCAAGGAACACUUAGGACCUCAUGGGAUGUUAGAAAAUCGUUAGAAACCCAAUAGGAACACUUAGGAAACUGAAAAACUGACGAGAAAACAUAGGAAGCCUAGAACACUUGAGAACUCGCAGAAUAUGUUAAAAACACUUGAAAAUCCGAAAUUCCGACAAGGAACACUUAGGACCUCAUGGGGUGUUAGAAAACCGUUAGAAACUCAAUAGGAACACUUAGGAAACUGAGAAACUGACGAGAAAGCACAGGAAGCCUAGAACACUUGGGAUCUCGCAGAGCAUAUUAAAAACUCUUGAGAAUCCGAAAUUCCGACAGUGAACAUUCAGGACCUCAUGGGGUUAUAGAAAACGAUUUGAUACUCAAUAGGAACACUUAGGAAACUGAGAAACUGACGAGAAAGCACAGGAAGCCUAGAACACUUGGGAUCUCGCAGAGCAUAUUAAAAACACUUGAGAAUCCGAAAUUCCGACAAGGAACACUUAGGACCUCAUGGGGUGUUGGAAAACCAUUAGAAACUCAAUAGGAACACUUGUAAAACCGAGAAACUGACGAGAAAACAUAGGAAGCCUAGAAACUUACAAAGAACUGUUUGAAAUGCAAAUUACUCUAGAGAAGAGACAAACUCUAGAGAAGAAACAAACAAAGAGUACUUGAGAAUCCAUGGGGCGCACUGGGAAACCUUAGAAACUCUAAGGAGACACUUUGGAAUCUUCUCAGGUUCUAGAAACUCCAGGAGAAUCCAUUUUCAAAACCGAAAAAUUGUCGGAAAACACUAUCAAGAAACUUUUAGGGAUCCAUAAGAAUCCGGUAACUAAAGACACUUCAAUUUUUUGGAUGAAUAAGUAAUUCUCGGCAAAUCAGGGUUGAUUUGUUGUCAAAAAUCUACAGAUCGGCAAUAUUUUCCCAAGAAAUCGACAAAUCUGCACGAUUUUGGUAAUACAUCGAUAGAUUGGAAUAAUCUUUGCAAGAAUUCUAUAUUACAAAAAAUAAUUUAUUUGAAUGUCAAAAUAAAAUCUAAAAUGUUCAAAAUUAUAUAUUUUUUUAUUAUGUAGAAUCAGUCUUUAAGUCAGUCCUUGUCAGUUUUAGAUGUCAAAAGGGAAAAACAAUGAAGAAGUAUACUGUCGAAUUUAAAGGCUUGUACUUCUUCGUGGCUUUCUUUUUCUCUUUGAGCAUUUAAAACAAUGAGAAAAUCUCAAAAUUCCAAAAUAGAAAUGAUUCCGAAUUAUCCCAUCUUAGCCUUUGUCAGUAAAAUAACUAAAAAUCAGUAAAAAUUCUUUGGAAAAUAUUAAUUUCAAGUUAUAGCGAAAAUAUUGAUAUUAGAAUUAGUAAUGACGUUUACAACGUUCUUGGUAAUAUUCUAUUCACACGUGAAAAAGUAUUUAAUUCUGUGAUAUAUUUUAGCCUAUGCCUUGAUUGGUUAAAGUUUGACAGCUUUCAAAACUUCAGCCAAUCAGAGGAUAAGAUAGACUGAAAUAUUUUAUACGAAUAAAUAUUGAAUUACGUGUGAAUGAUGCUUAAGUGAAAUAGUUUUCAAAAUCAUCAGCCACCGAAAUUGUCGCGAUAAUCUCAUGAGAAGUAAAUUUUGUCCAAUUUUUCAAUGGAAUAAAAUAAAACAAGCACUUUAGUAAUUUCUCGAAAUAUUGUACAUUUUUUUCAUUCUUUAAUAUUCUUCAGAAACUUGCCCCCAAAUUGUGAAUUUUUCUGAUUAUAUUUUUUUUUGGUGAAAAUUCUUUUAAACGAUUGCAAGUGAAUUUAAUUUCACUACACUGCCAUCUUAUAUACUCUUUUUCGAUAAAAAUAAACGACACAUACGUCGAGAUAUUAUAAAGCAAGAAAAAAAACAACAACUAAAAGAUCUACCAAGUGGAUGAAAUAUUAUGUAAAAUAAACAUCUUUUUGAAUAAUAGAGAUUCAAAUGAUGAAGAAAAAAAACAACAAUGAGUGUCAUAAAAAACAUUUUACAACUCUAGUAGAGAAAAAGUGCAUAAAAGUAAAUUUAAUGAGACAAGAAGAACUACUAAAUAAAAUAUGCAUUACUAUAGUUGUGUCACGUAACAAAAGCAUUUUUGAGAUAAAAAUGAAAUAUUUCUUACUUAAGGUGAAUAGCAGAAAAAAAUUAAGAUUCAAAUACGUUAAAUGUCGUGUCAGUUUUCUUUCAUAAGAACUACAUUAAAAAAAAAACAUCUAAUAUCUCUCUCUUAUUCCCGCGAGCACAUUAAAGAACAAUACUACUAUAAAGUGAAAUCAUUAUUAGAACAAGAAAACAAGUAACUAAUUAAAUGCUUUUUGCCGCUUUCAAUUGCUAUAAACCAUUUUAGUAAAUAGAAUUAAUAAAAUGAGAAAUAUUAGAGAUGAAAAAAAAAUCAAUAAAUUCUCUCUGAACGAAAUCGCACAAAUACGUCAAUAUAAGAAAAUUAAAAAAAAAUAAAAUUGUUGAAGUAAAUUCAACAUAAUAACUGUCACCAUUGUUUUUUCUAACAUUUUUUAAGCGUAGAAUUGAUUUGUUUUCUGAAUUAAAAGUGAAAUAAUAUGACACUGCCAUGAUUUUAUUGAAAAAAAUAAAUAAAUAAACGAAGUCUUUCUUCAACUUGCACCGCAUAAAUUGUAGAUUUUUUCAUAUUAGAGACAUAAUAUAACUAUUAAAUGCGAUAGAGACUUAUUAACUGAAUGUUGUAGCUAUUGCAAAAGUUAAAGAAAUCGAAAUUAAAUUGCAUGCAUUUUUUCAAAAUUUAGCAUAAAAAAAAAACAUCAUGGAGAAAUAAAUAUUUUAAACAUUGAAAUAUAUUACUGCCACAGUUUUUUAGCUUUGAACUUUGGAGAAACAAAAAAGGCAAAAGAAUGUAAGGGAUUGCAGAGUUGGGAAAGAUGAAAAAAAAGUAAAUAAGAGUAAAACUGAUACGACUUUUGAGGAAAAAUCCAGGAACAAAAGUCACAUGAAUUGAUCUUAAUGAUCCUUGUAAAAAAAUACUGGAACGGGCUUUUAUUCUCACAUUUGUCUAAGAGGUUAUUUUGUUUGAAAUGUGAGGUUAUGUCGAUUCUAACCUCACAAAAAGCAAGCGUAUAUUUGGAGCAUUAAAGAGAAAGGCAUUCAAAGAGAAGCGAUUUUUACCAUCAAUUCAAUUUUUUUUAUAUUUUAGUUUUAAAUAUUUUUGCGUUAACUUCUAAAUUCUAAUCUAAGAAAUUUGAUCAAAGUAUCAAAUCAACAUAUUACCGCAUAGGGUGGUGUCAUCACUUAUGAACGAUAUACACUUAUGGGCAGCUUGAAAAAAUCUAAAAUUCUUACCUAAAACAGAUUUCGAAAAAUAACAAAAUUGUAAAACACAUUAUAAACUGCUUAUUUUAUGAUUUUUUCGAAAUCUAUUUUAUAUAAAAAUUUAAGAUUUUUCUGAGCUGUCCAUAAGUAUACAACGUCCACAAUGAAUAACUCCACCCUACUAAAGUGAAUCAAAACUUCAAAGAAAAAGUAAUCUUGUUUUGAAGUUUCCUGGUUUUGUUUUUGAGGUUAGAAUUUGGUGCAAGAAUGCAGACUCUUCGAGAAAAAUAUCAGAAAAUUGUUACUUUUUCGGUCUCAACCUAACCAUGAACUGUUUAGAUAUUCCUUCGGGAUCAAUUAAUGAUUGGUCGCAGCUGUCUUAUGCCCUACACUUACGACUUAAACCGAAAGACGACCUAAUGUAAAUAUAAUCAAAGUAAUGAUUUGACUAAAUUCCCAUCAGUUUAAGCCGAGAAACAGAUUAGUUAGAAACCGAUGGAAAUGUAAUCUAAUCAUUAUUUUGGUUAUAAUUAUGUUAAGCCGCCUCUCGACCUAAGUCGUAGUGUGUUUAGGACAUUACAGGCUAAAUCUAAAUGAUCUGAAUCAAUUGGUUGUAUGAGGUACUAAGAGCAAAAACAAAAUAGUAUCGUAUAUGCAUUUCCUUUCAUUUUUGCUUUAAGUGCCUCAUAUAUUUUGUAAUUUGUUACAUGUUACAUGUUUAACCUAAUUAUAUGCUCCAACAGAAAAAAUUUUGAAACUUAAUCCUCACAUAGCUUUUUUUAGGUUAGGUCUAACAUAACCUCAAAUGUAAAGAUAACCUCCAAGAUAAAUCAGAGAAUUAAACUUUAUUCACUUGUAAUUAAGCAUUUUAUCGUAUGAAAUAUUUUAGUCCCACCGGGUUUACUGAUUGGUCUGAGCCUUGGAAGUAUUCAAAGCCUAAGCCAAUCAGAGAAUGCGAAACGGCUAAAAUAUUUUAUAACAUUAAAUGUUCAAUGGCAUGUGAAUAAUUCUGUAGCGGUAUAAGCCAGAUAAUUAUGGAAAGAAAAGAUUUGUUAAAAAUUGUAGCAAUUCUUUAGUGAAAUAAUUGAGUGAAAAAUUUACAUUUUAAAAGAAAACAGUAGUUUUAACCGAUGAAAAGAAAAAAAAUCGAUAAAAUCGAAUGAAAUUUUCGCAAGAUAAAAAAUUGAUUAGAGGGUGGUUUUUUAAUGAGCACCGUUGAAUAAGAAUUUUGAAAAAAAAAGUGAUUUUAUUUAUCACAAUAACACCACGAUAUUCAUUUUUUAUUACGCAAAAAAAAUUUUACAUGAGAAAAAAUACGGUCAAAAAAGCGAUAAAAAUUCGAAAUUUUAAUAAUUAGAUUAUGGAAAAAAAAAAGAAAAUCUUAAAGACUUAACCCAAAUCGGGUCCAAAUUGGCUUUUCUUUCUCGGUCAGAGUAAAUCUUCUACAAAAAUGCGAACUCGAAAAAAUUAUUUCCUUUUCCUACCAAAAAAAAAACACGGCGAAAAAUUGAGAUAAAAAUUAUUAAAAAUAUAAAAAAAAGAAUAUUAGAAAGACGUUAACGACUGAUCACGGUGCUCUUUUUUCACGUCAAGGAUUGACAUUAAAAAAAAAAUAUUAAAAAGAAAUGAGAUAAAAAUUUUCAUUCACUUAUAAAUUUAAGAGAAAUAAUUGUAAUUUUAAAAUUCAAAAAAAAUAAUAAUGUUGCAAGAUAUCUUUGCAAGUUCAUUGUAGUAGAAAAUGUGCUGAAUAAUGCAGUUUCCGGGGGUUUUGGAUUGAUUGAGAAGACAUAUGAAAUAAAACUGCCGCAAUUGAUGUUGUAAUUCACCAACAAUGAAUAGAUAAAUCAUGUAAAAAACAAAAUGGAGAGAUUUAUAGUGCUAAAUUCAAACUGCCAUCUAAUUUGAUGUUUUCUUUUGCAAAACAUUGGAAAGAACUGCCGAUUGAUUUGUUUUUUUGCAGUAAUGUUACUGAACGAUGACAAAUUGCAUUUUUCAGCACAAUUAUUUAAUCAAAAGAUUGUUUUUUUUUUGCAAAAUGAAAGAAGUAAUCACAUAAAACUAUCAAUAUCCUUGGGAUAAUUGCAUGCAAUUAGUUUAUGAAGAAUUUCUUAGUUGUAUGCAAUUUCGUACAAGAAAUUUUUAGUUUCAUGCGAUUAAAUUACUUUUUAAAUUAAAAAAAAAAUGCAGAAACAUUUUGCAAAAUUAGAUUAAAAAUUCUCAAUGUGAAUUUGAAUAACAUUUCCAUAAUUAUACUAUUUAAAAAAAAAUAACAACAGCUACAUUGAAAGGAAUUUAAAAGAAGUAAAAUGAAAAAAAAUGAAUAUCUCUUGGAACAACGACAGAAGGCUCAUUAAAAUAAAUUUAUUUUUUUGAAAGAAAUUGUGCAAAAAAAGAAAAUUAAUUUUAUCAAUCUUGUUUCAGUGAACUCCGAGAAAAUCCACAGUGACGUAAAAGAAAUUGCAAAAGAAAUUGCAAAAAGUCUCUACAAUAGCGAAUAAGAAUAUAGUGAAAGAUUUUUUUCUUCGUUAUUUCUUAUAGAAAACAGAGUAUGAAAGAAGAAAAGAAUUUACAAUUUAAGGGUCUAAUUAAAAAAAAAAGAACUAUACUUCAUUUUGAGAGGUCAGCAACAUUUAAAAAGAAAAUGCAAAAAAAAAUAGUGAAGAAAACGUAUUUUUUAUACAGAAAAUCGAGCAAGUGAAAAAGUAAUUUAAAUAUCAUCUAAUCUCUAAGAUUUUUGUUUUUAAAAAUACAAACUGUAUAAAAAAAACACCUCGAUAAGUUGCAGUAUAUCUUUCUUUUUUCUUUUUAGCUAAUUUUCAAGAUAUUUUGUCAGUAGCCACUAAAACCUCUUAACUGUAGUGAGAAUGAGCAAACAUUUGUAGAUUUAAAUUAACUUUAGCUGUUUUUUUUUAAUUUGUUGUUAUAUCCCUUUUUUUUUACAACUUACUCUAUAGUGCUAUUUAAAGAAGAAUUACAAGAAGUUAUUUAAAGAACAGAAAAACAAACCAACACUUUUAAUGCAUACAAGAAUGAUAUAAGAAAACAAUUCCUCAGUUUAAUUCUCACCGAAUGAGAGUAUGAAGUGCAUGAAGAUGCUGAAUGCAAGGCAAAGAGAAGAGAAAGUUCGAAAGAAUCAUUUGUGACUAUUCAUCUCACACGAUAAUUUAAUAAAUUAAAACAGAGAUCAUAAUUAGAAUCACAGAAAAUUAAAAGAAAAAGUACUACACAAUUUUAGGUAAGAAAAUCAAAUAAGAAAAAAAAAAAACAGAAAAAUAUGAGAUGAAAAAAUGUUGUAGUCUGGUAGUUGAGAAAUGAAAAAAAGUGAGAGAAAAAGAGAAAAUAUAGAAAAUACUAAUAAUAUAUUUAAAAAAAAAGAAGAAAUAGAUGAAAAUACAUAUUAAAGAUGAUGAAAGUAAUAGAAUAAUGUACGAUAACACAACACAAAAAAAAGAAA